Molecule: messenger RNA, 2239 nt
Organism: Epinephelus fuscoguttatus (brown-marbled grouper)
Lineage: Eukaryota; Metazoa; Chordata; Actinopteri; Perciformes; Serranidae
Gene: ucp1
Product: uncoupling protein 1
Exons: 7
Coding region: 761-1681 (306 amino acids)
Biological process (GO): adaptive thermogenesis; mitochondrial transport; mitochondrial transmembrane transport
Cellular component (GO): mitochondrial membrane
Molecular function (GO): oxidative phosphorylation uncoupler activity
Source: RefSeq, a predicted model, not a curated record
CACCUCUUUUGUAAAUGUGUUAUUAUGAUAGCUUAGAUCAAAUACGAUGUAUAUAUGAACAAGUGAGCAAAUACUGUUUGAUACAAUAAUGCUGCUACAAAAGUGAAAGAACAAUGUGAUUUAAGGCUCUGAAGAUUUUUAGCCAAUCAGCUCCAUACGCUUUCUCUGUUGUUCACACCUGCUCUGUCAUUGGCUGUUUUCUGAUAAUACUUUAUCACAUCUGUUAAGUGUGCAGACUGUUGGUCUAAUUAAGUAAAUUAUUUAAUAUUAAGUGACAGAUAUAGGACAGACAGGAAAUAUACUCAUUGUACCAAAUGUGAAUGGAUAUAAUGUUGGUUAUAUUUGAAGGAAAGAGAACAGCAAUUAAAAAAUAUUAUAGACACUUUUGGAAAUACGGCACAGUUUGGAUGAAAAGACACUGUUUGAGUCACAACGGGGGAAGUAAAAGAGUUGUCUGAAAUGUGCCUGCACUGAGGGGUAAAUUGAACAUUGACUUUCUGGCAGUCAGUGGACUUUGCUUUGACCUGUGCGUCAAGGAGUACACAGUAACGCCUCUCUGUGGAUGUCAUAAAGAAAAAAAAAAAGCCUAGCCAGCAUAUAUAUAAAUACAGAGCUAAAGAUGCAUCAUUGCUUUCUGCGGAGUGGCGCCCUUUAUGGAUUAUAAUCUGGCCAAUCAAAUCCUGCCUGGCAACAAACGACUGAGGAUCAAAAGGAACCUUACAUUUUAGACAAACAUUCUAUAGCCCCAGUAUUAGGAAACAUGGUAGGACUUAAACCCUCAGAUGUUCCCCCUCCACUUGGGGUGAAGAUGGCGAGUGCUGGUGCUGCAGCCUGUGUAGCAGACCUUGUCACAUUCCCUCUGGACACAGCUAAAGUCAGACUACAGAUUCAGGGAGAGAAACAGGGAGUGGCAGGCAUCCGCUACAGAGGGGUGUUUGGCACAAUCAGCACCAUGAUCCGAACGGAGGGGCCCCGGUCUCUGUACAACGGGCUGGUGGCAGGGCUGCAGAGACAAGUGUGCUUCGCCUCCAUCAGGAUCGGCCUCUAUGACAAUGUCAAAAGUUUCUACACUGGGGGCACAGACAACCCUAGUGUGCUGAUCCGUAUCCUGGCUGGCUGCACCACAGGCGCCAUGGCAGUGUCUUUUGCACAACCCACUGAUGUGGUAAAGGUUCGAUUUCAAGCCCAGAUGAACCUGGACGGCGUUGCCCGUCGCUACAGUGGCACCAUGCAGGCCUACAAACACAUCUUCCAGAAUGAGGGUUUACGUGGACUCUGGAAAGGCACAUUACCCAACAUCACAAGAAAUGCACUGGUCAACUGCACAGAGCUGGUGACAUAUGACCUGAUCAAAGAGGCCAUCCUCAGACACAAUCUGAUGUCAGACAAUCUGCCCUGCCACUUUGUAUCUGCGUUUGGUGCUGGCUUUGUCACCACCGUGAUUGCUUCCCCAGUAGAUGUGGUGAAAACUAGAUACAUGAACUCACCACCGGGCCAGUACAGGAGUGCCAUCAACUGUGCCUGGAUCAUGAUGACGAAAGAGGGGCCGACGGCUUUCUACAAAGGGUUUAUUCCCUCAUUUCUGAGGCUGGGGUCGUGGAACAUUGUGAUGUUUGUCUCAUUCGAACAAAUCAAGAGAGCCAUGAUGGUGACAAAGAAGAGGAUUGAGGACAGAAACUGAGAUGUCCGUUUCAAAGUGGGACUGAAAAAUCUGAAAAACUACUGGGUUGGAACCUCGAUACGAUAAUAUCAAUUUUAGUUUUGUUCUUUUUGUCCUGUGGUGACAAAGAAGGAAAUCCUUUGUUGAAAAAGGGAUAUCAGAGUGGAGUGCAGCGUGUACUUGACUCUAUGUUGAACUGAUGUAUAAAAGAAAUGCAGUUCUGUCUUUAUAUUUAUCAUUUUUCAUAAAUGAACCUAUUUGAAAUUUAAUGGGAGUGAAUGUUGCCAACACCAGGUUGUGAUAGCCCUCCUUUGGGAAGUUGAGUUUGCACUUUAAGAUCUGUAAAUCUGCAAAGUAUGGACUGUUUCACUUGUAUUGCCAGGCAACAGCUUGGGUCCACGUUUACUUCCUGUCAGCUUAUGUCAUUCACAUAUCCUGCAAAUAUAACAGAAAUACAAAAGGACCCAUUUAAAAUGUUGUCUGAGACGUCUGAAACAGCGCGUACAUUUUCGGCAGCUUACAGCAGUGCACCGUUCACUAACACUGGUGCCAAUAAUAAAAAAUACUGGUGCUUGCUAA